Messenger RNA from Pocillopora meandrina, 9337 nucleotides. Lineage: Eukaryota; Metazoa; Cnidaria; Anthozoa; Scleractinia; Pocilloporidae. The record is from the annotation of a GenBank genome assembly.
AGGUGGUAGACUCUAGUGUUGCAGUUUAGCAUUUCUAUUGUUAUUUCCACUCGUGUGUUAAGAUAAGAGAAAGUCUGCCUCCCUUAAGUAAUUUACAUGCUUUUACAGCGUAUUAACAUCUCGGCGCGUUUGAACGAGGCCGAGCGCGGGUUUCACGGCAGAAUCAUUUGAAGCCAAGGUAACCACUAUAACUGAGAACGUUCACCCAAGAAUUUAUUUUUCAAUCAUCGAGUGCUCAGCUUGCAGAAGUUAAAGGACAGCAGAGUUUCUUUGCUCAUUUCACCAGUUGUUUAAUCUUGUUUACUUUGUUAUUUGAAUGUUAUAGGGGAAUGUGGUAAGAGGAGAAAACACCGAUCUUACCUUGAAAGAUUAUUCAGACACAGUCAAAUACCUCGAACAACUGCAAGAAAUCAAUCUGAAAACCUUCACCGCAGAACUCGAUAGAAAAGAAACUGGAAUUUCAGAGGAGACAGCCAACAGGGCUCUGAACUCCCCUGUGCCUUUCAACAGCAUAAUGUAUGGAUCCAGAAGUGGGCUCUACGCAGGUCGAGUGUCAGGGCCAAAAUUUUCGGGCGAAACACACGAAGACCCUGUAGCGUCAAGAAUGAGAAAUUACAGUAGAAGUUAUGACUCUUUUGAUCGCGCAGAAAUAACUGGUGGCGCCGGCAAUGGAAGAAUGAUUAAUCCACCGGAGAGAAGUACUGCAGCCAUGUUUGAUUAUCAUUACACGGAUCACAAUACACAUGGUGGAAUGUCCACAUCAAGCGGUGUUAAGUUGCCAAACGUGAACACCGCGCAAAAUGGAUUUGCCGCAGAAAGUGCUGCUAUGCAUUAUUCUCAAGGUGCUGGAGGUGAAUCUUAUCUUCCUUCUCCCCAGAACUGUCCCCAGCCAGUAAACAUUAACCCUCUAGCUGGCUUAUCAGAGCUGGCCGAAAAGGCAAACUUUGAGUCUGAACUCGCCAGGGAUGGCGUCGCUCAGUCUCGGUUUAGCUCUCAAGGAAGUCGCGGCCAAAUAAAUCGCCCGGCUCGUCAGUACAGCUACCCAGAAGCACCGCGUACUCGCAGUUGGUCAAGUUCGGGUUCUGAUGGCGUUGGAAGUUACUUUAACGGCCGGCAACAGUCAUUUCGAGCUGACAACUUCUCGCCAUCCCUGUCAACAGGGAGUUCAGUGCUAUCUGACUCGGAUCUUGGCAGUCCAUGCCAUUCGACACGAGCACGGCAUUUCUUUCCGUACAGCGAGUCUGAUUCGGACCUUUCACCGACGGAACCGAGCCCUGGCUAUGCGUAUGAUAGAAACAGGGCAUACCAGAACUAUAAUCCGAGAUCGUUUGCGAAUUACCGGGUGUGGAGUAACCAGGCUGAAUCCAUCACUCCCAACGUCACUGUUGUACCGGAUCCGAGGAGCAAAUUAUCGCCACUGUUCAAGUCUGGAAGCCGAACGACGAAAUCCGAGCAAAUUCUCAAAGAACAUUUGCAAACAUUUGGUAAGUUUUUGUCUACGCCAGCGGACAAAGACGACGAGAAAGCUUCCCUGGCAGAGAAUGAGAAAAAAUGGAACAGCGGAGAGGAUUCAGUGAGAGAAAAGAAGCCUCCCACGAGCUCAUCAAAUGCUUUAAAGGAAUCGCUUCCCAGCGAAGAGAGCAGUGUAUUCCCUUGCAAAUGGGUUGGGUGCGAUGGACUUUAUUCAGAGCAAGAUGACUUAGUGCGGCAUAUAGAGAAAGUUCACAUCGACCAAAGAAAAGCCGAUGAUCUUUAUAUAUGUUACUGGAAGGAUUGUAGCAGGCAGCGCCGCGCUUUCAACGCCAGAUACAAAUUGGUGAUUCACAUGAGAGUACAUUCGGGUGAAAAACCCAACAAGUGUACGGUGAGUAGUACAACAAACUUAUUACGUCGACUCGUGUUUGUUUUGCAUUGUUUCAACCUUCUUUCAUAUGUAUCGCGUCAAUUAUUUUACACUCAAUUUGUGCGAUCAAGAGAAAUGUUUCGCCAAACCUUUAGAGCGCCACGUCGAAUAUCGACUACACUUAAGAAAUACAACAGCUCUGGGUGUUAUGUUUUUGUGAAAUUUCUAAAAAUAACCCCAAAAGUAAAUUUCAAUUCAUUUAGCGCGCGGCGUACUUGAACUCACGAGCGGUAUUCAAAUGCCAUUUUGCGCUUAAUUUAAUCAUGUUUUUAUGGACCCAGUCACAACAUUUUCUUCUCUUUGAACGAAACAAGGCCGGCUUUUGUGGCUCUGCUUAUAGGAGGCAACAAGAAAUACGUACAGGAAAUGCAAGCCGCAAUUUCGCACGAUUGCGGUGAAGAAAACAAAUGUCUCCAUUUCAAAAAACACCGUUCGGUAGCUAUAGGUGACGUUCUUGACCGGUAGGCAUUCGUUCCCUCACGCCAGGGUUUCUAGAGAGAUUUGCAUAAGACACAAUAAUUACAUUGUUUGUCUUUCAUUCUGGCCUCUGGGGCUUCAAAUUCAAUAGCAUAUUUGUUAUACUUGCGGUUCGGGGCAGCCGGGAAGAAAAACAAAUUUUUUGGAUUGUCAUCAGACAGACGGAAUAGAUCACGAAACAAUUUAAUCCCUCGCAAAAACAAUCUAUGAAGUCUUGUGAGGGAAAGAAGGUAAUCGAACACUAAGAAGAGAUUAUCUGUUCCAUUGACCUAGCACUGGCUCUUGAAUUUCGGCAAAAAUUUGACAUGUUCGAAACGGUUCAAUGUGCACCAUGUGGUUAAAACUCCGGGAGGCCAAAAAACAAUUGUUAUGGAACCAAUCAUUUAACUCUAAUAUACCUUGGUUGUUCGAAAACCGCUCGCGUUCUGCACGAGAAAAGAAAUUAAGCGAACAAAAAGUAAUCUAGCUUAACACCUUGUCGAUUUUAAGUUUCUAUUCUUCUCAGAUUAGUUACUUUGGUAAAAAGGUAGAGCAUCGUACUGUAGGAGUGUCUGAAAGUACAAAGAGAUGCGGCUUUGAAAAGUUUCAAAAUUGUUUUCUCGCUUUCAACGAAAGGUGUACUUUUAAUUGGAUUUAACGAAAAUUUAAAUAUCUCUGACUUGAAAUCAGUUGCUGCGCGAUGGCGUUCAGAUUCAGGAGCACCGCGCCAGUGAACGCUUUUCGAUUGACCUUGGAUAAACAUGGCUCCCGCUGCUAGCGUGAUUCUCAGGUCACGGAAUAUUUGGCGAAUAUUUUUUAACAUAUUACUAAACCACCUGUCUUGUACAGUGUAUCAAGUGAUAUAUUGUUCAUACAGGCCUUACAUUUCAAAUUGUCAAUACCUAUUAAAAAAAAAACCCUCUUGUAAUUUGUUCAGGCACGAUUUCACUACGACGUAGAGUUUGCUUCUGAGUAAACACGGCGAGUAUGUAAGAAGUUAUUUUUAAUUAAAAUUUCACAGGUAUUUUUUAAUAUUUUCUUAGUGGACAACAUUCAAGUGAUGCUUUAAUUAUGAUUUUCCAAGACAAAAAACGUGAUUGAUAAGCUUCAUUUGUAUGUUAAAUUUAUACACCUGCCACAAGAGAGAUAAAAAUUCUACAGCUUUUUUUAAGAGCCGCGUCAAAACCAACUUUUCCCCAUCUUGCAUAUUUAAUAAGCUCCAUAAAAUGUUACCAGAGUCACGACAGUUUAAGAAAUCAGAACUUUCACUAUUUUUCUGUAAAUCAUUUAAAGGUCUUAUAAACAAUUUAACUUACAUUUCUUCUUAAUUAUUUUUACUCGUUUGUUUGUGGUUUUCGUGCACCCAUUAAGCGCCAUCCCUAUAUCAAUCAAAGUAACAUAAAUUUGGAGGUGGUCUAUUGUCCUUAUAAAGGCAAAUUAAUUUCUUUUAGACAUCAUAGUUUAAACAUUUACUUGAGACAACCAGCAGUUUGUUUAAUUUUAAAUUGAAGCAUAACCAGCUAAACAAAUAACUCGCGUAUUGUUUUCGAAAGACUAUUUCACGAAAACUCGACAGCAAAUUUGAUUGCUGCAAUUAUUGACCUGUGGCUCUGCGCAGUGUAGUUCUGUGACAAUAGCCUUCCUGUCGGUAGAAAUUCAAAAGAGUACGUUUCUAUACAAAUGCUAUUUCAGUAAUGAAAAUCUGUAUGUAAAAGUACAUAAGCGGGCACCAGUAAGCACAUGUAAUAUACUAUCAUUUAUUACUGUCACGAGUCUCAAAAUUAAAAAGAAAAGCUCUAUUGUUUCAAUGUUAUUUACACAAUACAAUUUAUUUCCUUGAUCAAAUUUACCUGAAAACCAAGAAAAAUAGAUAAUAAUUUUAGUCACAAAUUCUCCAAUGGAGUUAAACGAUUUUUCAUCUCCUUCUUUUGAGAAAAAGCUCCAGCUGUCCAAAAAAUUACUGAUUGGAUUUCUUAAAAACAUGUGCUAAAUAUAAAAAUUUAAUAUAUUUUAAAGUUAGACAGGUGUGCAUGAGCUUGCGAUAAAUUUGUAGAUCAUCCGUCAAUAAAAUAUUUCGGCCUCUGAAAUUUUUUAAAUAUUUUGUUCAUUUAACAGUCCGCUCAACACAGUUAAAAGUUGACAUAGGAGAAGUAAAUAAUUUUUUCUUUCCUUCACUACCAUUUAUAUUCAAGAAAAACAACAACAAAUCUUUGUUCCAUCAAAUAAAAAUUAUGUUCAGAGCAUUACUAGCAAAGUGAAAAAAUGAAAUUUAUAUACAGUUAUUAUAGACAGAGAGCUGACCAGAGUUAAAAGUCAUUAUUUUUAACUCGGGGUAGACUAGAGUCACAUCUGUGGUUUUAUCAGGGUGACCCGUCAAUUCGGUAAACUUAAAGCCUGAAAAAGUCAGAGGAAGGAAACAUUUUGAAAAAUAUUGUCCAACAAAUAUGUUCUACACCCUAUCAACAAUAUUGAAUGCUUUACUAAAAAUGUAGCUUAGAAGUUCCAAAAAAAAAAAAAGAAAAAGAAAAAAACUGCAAUAAGUUGACAGGUGUCAAUACUUGUGCAAGACAGUAUCAGAUUGCAAACAACAGUAUUUUUACUCCAGUAAGACAGACUAAGUAAAUUUUUUUUAGAGGUCAUGGUUAUUGUCUGCAUAAAAAAGGUUUUCAAGUUCAAUUAAACAACAAGCAAGUUCAAAUAUAGCACCAUGUAACUCUGUCAUGUCUUUUAAUAACUUGUGCUACUUAGGACACACUUGAGUCCAAAUAAAUUGGGAAGUCUACAUUAUGGAGUAAUCCCUUAUUGGAAACAUUUUUUUAGGUUUAAAUAAUGGGAAAUGACUCAUAAAUAUAUUAAGGUACCUCUGCAAAAAAAUUCUGCCUUGAAAAAAACUUUCAAUGCAAGAAUUUGGUGAAUUUAAUUGAUUCUGUAGAUUGUUUAUUUGUUUUAUUCUAAAGCCACUGACAAAAAAAACAGGAAGUUUACAAUUAUUCUGCUCACAUUUGUGAUGUAACUUGAAGAGACUCCAAAAGUUUUAACAAAUAUCUUAAAAGAUAUUGCACAAGUGUCUCAAAACUGACUCUCUUAUAUUCAUUGUGUUCAUCUGAAGUGAGAGUGCCAAAAUUAAUUUUGAUAAGCUGUCCACAAUUUACAAUUGUCUUACAUAGAAUUGCAAUUUCCCUUAUCAUUUGAGAUCAUGCUGUAUUGCAAUUGACUUAUCCUUUUUUUUUUCUUUCUUUCAGUUUCCAGGAUGUAAUAAAGCAUUUUCCAGGCUUGAAAAUCUGAAGAUUCACAUGCGAUCACAUACUGGUGAAAAACCAUACCUUUGCCAACACCUAGGCUGUCCUAAAGCAUUCUCAAACUCAUCUGAUCGGGCUAAACAUCAAAGAACACAUCAAGAUACAGUAAGCAUUAAAAAGUCUUCUCCUUGUCUCCCUAACCAUAAUACAUAACCUCUCCUCACAGGUUUGGCACAUUAUUAAGCAAGCAUAUGAUGAGAAUACAAAUAUUCAUCUGCUACUGAUUGUUAUCUUCAGAUAAUAUCAAACUCUCCUAACUUAUUUAAAAGGAAAUGUGUAGUGGUAGAAGGAGAGAAUAACUUAUCAGAUCUUGGGACUUAUAGUUUCAGUCAAAUGUUAAGUGCUGAAAAUAGUAAUUUUGCUGUUUAAAAUUAAUUUUAGGUCAAAAUGAUUUGUUGUCUUUUUUGUUUCAAAUACAUUACCAUGUCCCAAAUAAACAAAAGAAAUUCAAAUAAAGCUAGUCUGAAAUCACUUAAAUCAGAAACAAUAUUGAAGUAUAGCAAAAGCAAUCAUGAAACAAAGAGUGAAAUGCUUCAUAAGAUGGAUUAUUAAGAUCAUUAUGUCCUUGUGACCUCCCAGGGAAAAAUUAACAUGCACUUCUAUGGGGUAAAAAGGUUUUUCAUCAGCAUAAUGAAUAGUACCUGAAAAGGUAAUUAGAAUAAGGAAAAACACCUUUUAAACCUUUGACCCCUAUGGGUGACUAGCAUCUAAUUUCUCCUUACAAUAUCACCCUGCAAUCACACACUAAGGUCAUGAGAAUAAAGGAAAUGAUCACCAACUAAAGAAGCUCUUGCCUGUUAAAUAAAUUCUCCUUGUCAGCACCUUAGGAAACGUAUAGAGAACAGUAAGGAGAAUAUGUAAACUGAUGUUAGGCAUAAAGGGUUAAACUACUUCAUUAACUCUUUGUCUCCAACAAGAGACAAUUUCUCUUACAAUAUCAAUACAAUAUCAAGCAGAAAAGUUGCAAGAAUAAUAAAGACAAAUAUCAAUUAGGGGAUCCAUAGUUGAUCCAACACCAAAAUGCUCAAAACUAACAUCAUAGGAAUUGUAUGAGAGACAAUGAGGAGAAUUACUGAUAAAAUCAUUUCUUUCUUUUUGUUUUUGUAGAAGCCAUAUGCCUGUCAAGUACCAGGCUGCCCCAAGAGAUACACAGACCCUAGCUCACUAAGAAAACACUUCAAACAACAUGCUAAUGGAAAGAUGCCUCAACAGAACUCAAAUGGAAAGGUGAGACAAGUUUACAGUAUCUGGUAGCACACACAUUCUGCAGUUGUAGCAUGGUCUUAAUAAUCUUUCAUACUUUCAUGUUUGGGUUGAAGAAUGCUAGGAGAUAUUAACUAAUAAAGCUACUCCAGAAUCAGAGUUAAAAAAAAAAUACAGCUGUCUUCAUGCAGUAGUUAUCAUAAGCCUCCUGUGGACAACAAAACUAGUCAGUUAACCUUUUAACUCCCAAAGGUGGUUGACAUGAAUCUUCUCCCUGUAAUAUCUAUACAUUAUUCAACAAACAGGUAAUUAGAAUAUUCAAACUUAUAAGGUAGAAGCUGCUAUCUUGAUCCAGCACCAAGUUCUCAUAACUAAUUUACAAGGAAAUGUGUAGCACCUAUAGAAGGGAAAAUUAACAAUCAGAUGUUGGGAGUUAAAGGGUCAAGAGAUUGUGGAGGGUUAAAAAUAUCUGAGAGAAAACAAACUUGUGACAUUGACAGAAACAGCUGAAGAUAAAAGAAAGUUCAGGAUUUAAAGGUUUUGUUUUAAAACUUUCUUUUUUUCUCUGUAGUCUAAACAGAAAACAAGAGUAAACCGAUCAUCAAAAAGAGAUCUCCUCUGUGCUGGAGUGACAAGACCUUUACCAGAUUAUGGCUACGUGGAUGAAUUUCAGGCCAGAAAGAGGCAGAAAACAUUGGAUACAUUGCGUCAGACAACUGAGAAAAAAAUGGCACUUGAAAGUGGUUUUGCUCAAGCACACCUGGAUGCUCAGCGAGCUUGGUAUGCAGCAGAAAGUGUUUAUGGGCAGUAUACUCCACCACCAUUGCAACCUGUUGCUAGAGCAAGCACACCAACACCAGAGGAAGAACCUGGAGCACUUCGUUUCACUCAAAUGUUAAGUAGCAUGGAGAUACCAACAUUUGAAGACACACUAAAGCCAUUAUCAAGUGCCUAUUCAUAGCCAAGAGUAAAAUUACAAGUCUGAGAUGUUUUGGGGAAACAUCAAUUAACUUUAAUUAAGGCUAUGAAGCAGCUUUUUUUUUUCUUCAAGGGAGUAACACUUCCUUCCAGGAUACUUCCUGAUGAAGUAACUUUGCAAGAAUCUGGUUUAGAAGAGCUAUUGACCAGGAAACUCAGUAUAAAAGGAUAUUAUACAUGAAAUACUUGAGAUAUCAUAGGUCGGAGAAGAAAGCUAUUUUACUACAAAAACAACUUCAUUUUAUAAGGUACAUAUAUGAUGUACAAAAAAGUUAAUAAUACAUCAUCUUCACUGAUGAAAAAUCAGUUUAUUACAAAGAAAAGAGUAAAAGGUUUCUUGGAGAAUGAGUUUAUCAAAAGAAAUCCACUUUUGUAGACUGAAAAUCAUUUGUACAAUGCAAUGUGUACAACUUGACAGUUGAGUUAAGUUAGCCCUGAAAAAACUUGUAGGUCAACUAUGUACAAGUUUACAAAGUCAAUUUAUUUUUUGAAAGUUGUUCCUCCAUAUAGCCAGAUUGUGAACAGUAAAAAUUAAGUCAAGGAAAGAAAAUCAGAGUCUUAUAUUUUGAUUAAUAUGUUACUCUGGAAGGUACAGGAUAUUCUUUUAGACAUUGCCACAAUGAAAUGUGUGAAUUGGGGGUAAAUAACAUUAAUUAAACCCUUAUGGGCAUGCAAGCACCCAAUACUCAGACAGAUAAAUGGAUAGUUUUGGAAAUCUUGUACAGUCACAAUUAGAAAUAUUGUACUAUCACUAGUAGUUUUGUGCAUCUUGAAGAGAAUCAUUUAAUAAUUUAUUGUAAUUUACUUUAGGCCUUGGGAAAAUAGAAUAAUCACAGAUUGUAGAAUAGCCCUAGAAGUUUUUAAAAUCAAGUUAUUUCCCAACCAACAAAUUUUGAAUUGUAGGCAAUUGUUUACUCUGAUUUGUAGCCAAAUUAGAUGAAAUUAGUCCUGAUUUUUUUCCAAACAACAAUAGCAAUCUGAUGUUGGAAGAUAAUGUCUCAUAGUGUGGAUUAAGUUAAAGAGCAUAUGGAACAAACUUAACCGAUGAUACCUUUAGAUAAAAAGAAUUCAGAAUGAAAAUAGCUUCAUAGGCUUCACUUUAAGAUCAACACUAGCACUAGACUGAUUAAAACUCAUUUCACUUUCUGGCCAAUCCAUUAAAGACUACCACUACAAUCCUUUUUUUAGGCAUUCUUUUUAGUUCCCUUGAUAGAAGGGAUUUUAGUAUGGAGUAUGCAGUCGCAGACUGUAAAUAUCUCUUAACAGAUCACACUUUCUCCAAUGUAUUUUGUCAAUGCACAUACAGUUAACCACACAUGUAAGUAAGCCAAUAUUUUGCCAUAGUUUUGUAACAUCCACUUAUUGUUUCUAUGUUUCUCUCAGUCAUCAAAGAAACCAUGCACUUUGCAGCUAUCAUAGUAUAGUUUUGUUAUACUUCUUUUCAAGAUCCAUGUAAGAGAACAUGCGCAAUGUCAAUAGCAGGAUUUAACUUUUUAAU